AAGGCAGCCGCGAGGAGUGGGGGGCAGCCCUGUGACAUGGGCAUGGAGCUGCCAGGGCAGGGUCUCUUUGUCACCUCCUUUCUGUGUCCCACGGCUGUCCCGCCAGGCGCCCACGGCCUGCGAGAGGAGCCCGAGUUUGUGACUGCGAGAGCCGGGGAGUCUGUGGUCCUGCGAUGCGACGUGAUCCACCCGGUGACGGGACAACCCCCGCCCUAUGUCGUAGAGUGGUUCAAGUUCGGGGUCCCUAUCCCUAUCUUCAUCAAGUUUGGCUACUACCCGCCCCACGUGGACCCCGAGUAUGCAGGCCGGGCCAGUCUCCACGAUAAGGCAUCCUUGCGGCUGGAGCAGGUUCGCUCCGAGGACCAGGGCUGGUACGAGUGCAAAGUGCUCAUGCUGGACCAGCAGUAUGACACCUUCCACAACGGCAGCUGGGUCCACCUCACUAUCAACGCCCCUCCCACCUUUACAGAAACACCCCCCCAGUACAUCGAGGCCAAGGAGGGUGGCAGUAUUACCAUGACUUGCACAGCUUUUGGGAACCCCAAGCCCAUCGUCACCUGGCUCAAGGAGGGGACGCUCCUCGGUGCUAGUGGGAAGUACCAGGUGAGUGACGGCAGCCUGACGGUGACAUCAGUCAGUAGGGAGGACAGAGGCGCCUACACCUGUCGAGCGUACAGCAUCCAGGGGGAGGCUGUCCACACAACACACCUGCUUGUCCAAGGGCCGCCUUUCAUUGUUUCCCCGCCUGAGAACAUCACCGUCAACAUAUCCCAGGACGCUCUGCUCACCUGCCGGGCAGAGGCGUAUCCCGGCAACCUCACCUACACCUGGUACUGGCAGGACGUGAACGUCUACUUCCAGAAUGACCUGAAGCUGCGGGUGCGCAUCCUGAUCGAUGGAACCCUGAUCAUCUUCCGGGUGAAGCCAGAGGACGCAGGGAAGUACACCUGCGUCCCCAGCAACAGUCUGGGGCGCUCCCCCUCUGCCUCAGCCUACCUGACGGUGCAGUACCCUGCCCGCGUCCUCAACAUGCCCCCUGUCAUUUACGUGCCUGUGGGGAUCCAUGGCUACAUCCGCUGCCCUGUGGAUGCAGAGCCGCCGGCCACCGUGGUCAAGUGGAACAAAGACGGCCGUCCCCUGCAGGUCGAGAAGAACCUAGGUUGGACCCUGAUGGAAGAUGGCUCCAUUCGAAUUGAGGAGGCCACAGAGGAGGCUCUUGGCACUUACACCUGUGUGCCUUACAACACCUUGGGGACCAUGGGCCAGUCUGCUCCUGCACGGCUUGUCCUGAAGGACCCCCCGUAUUUUACGGUGCUACCAGGCUGGGAGUACAGGCAGGAAGCUGGCCGGGAGCUGCUCAUCCCCUGUGCGGCCGCAGGGGACCCCUUCCCUGUCAUCACAUGGAGAAAGGUAGGGAAGCCCAGCAGAAGCAAGCACAACGCCCUGCCCAGCGGGAGUCUCCAGUUCCGCGCCCUGAGUAAGGAGGACCACGGGGAGUGGGAAUGUGUCGCCACCAAUGUGGUCACAAGCAUCACUGCCAGCACCCACCUCACCGUCAUCGGCACCAGCCCCCAUGCCCCGGGCAGUGUCCGGGUCCAGGUCUCCAUGACAACUGCCAACGUGUCCUGGGAACCCGGCUAUGACGGAGGAUACGAGCAGACAUUCUCAGUUUGGAUGAAGCGGGCACAGUUUGGGCCCCAUGACUGGCUGUCCUUGCCGGUGCCGCCGGGACCCAGCUGGCUGCUGGUGGACACCCUGGAGCCCGAGACAGCGUACCAGUUCAGCGUCCUGGCCCAGAACAAGCUGGGAACCAGCGCCUUCAGUGAGGUGGUCACUGUGAACACUUUAGCAUUCCCUAUUACAACUCCAGAACCCCUGGUGCUGGUCACCCCACCGAGGUGCCUCAUAGCUAACCGGACUCAGCAGGGUGUGCUCCUGUCCUGGCUCCCGCCUGCCAACCACAGCUUUCCCAUCGACCGCUACAUCAUGGAGUUCCGCGUCGGCGAGCGCUGGGAGAUGCUUGACGAUGGCAUCCCAGGCACCGACGGAGAGUUCUUUGCCAAGGAUCUGUCACAGGACACCUGGUACGAGUUCCGGGUCCUGGCCGUCAUGCAGGAUCUGAUCAGCGAGCCCAGCAACAUCGCCGGCGUCUCCAGCACAGACAUCUUCCCGCAGCCGGACCUGACCGCGGACGGGCUGGCGCGGCCUGUGUUGGCUGGAAUCGUAGCUACCAUCUGCUUCCUGGCAGCUGCCAUCCUGUUCAGCACCCUGGCCGCCUGCUUUGUCAACAAGCAGCGCAAGCGUAAGCUCAAGCGCAAAAAAGACCCUCCACUCUCCAUCACUCACUGCAGGAAGAGCCUGGAGUCUCCCCUGUCCUCCGGCAAGGUGAGCCCGGAGAGCAUCCGGACACUCCGGGCCCCGUCAGAGUCCUCCGACGACCAGGGCCAGCCCGCAGCCAAGAGGAUGCUGAGCCCCACCCGGGAGAAGGAGCUGUCACUGUACAAGAAGACCAAGAGGGCCAUCAGCAGCAAGAAGUACAGCGUGGCCAAGGCCGAGGCUGAGGCGGAGGCCACCACCCCCAUCGAGCUCAUCAGCAGGGGGCCCGACGGCCGCUUUGUGAUGGACCCCGCCGAGAUGGAGCCCUCGAUGAAGAGCAGGCACAUCGAGGGCUUCCCCUUCGCAGAGGAGACGGACAUGUACCCGGAGUUCCGCCAGUCGGACGAGGAGAACGAGGACCCGCUAGUGCCCACAUCUGUGGCUGCCCUCAAGUCCCAGCUGACCCCUCUGUCGUCCAGCCAGGAGUCCUACCUGCCACCACCAGCAUACAGCCCUCGGUUCCAGCCCCGUGGGCUGGAGGGUCCCAGCGGCCUGGAGGGUCGGCUCCAGGCCACAGGCCAGGCCAGGCCCCCUGCCCCCCGGCCCUUCCACCACGGCCAGUAUUAUGGGUACCUCAGCAGCAGCAGCCCUGGGGAGGUCGAACCACCCCCCUUCUACGUGCCAGAAGUGGGCAGCCCCCUGAGCUCUGUCCUGUCGUCCCCGCCCCUGCCCAGCGAGGGGCCCUUUGGCCACCCCACCAUCCCUGAGGAGAAUGGAGAGAAUGCCUCCAACAGCACGCUGCCCUUGACUCAGACGCCUACAGGAGGGCGCUCCCCUGAGCCGUGGGGCCGGCCAGAGUUCCCCUUUGGGGGGCUGGAAGCCCCAGCCAUGAUGUUCCCCCACCAGCUGCACCCCUGUGACGUCGCCGAGAGUCUGCAGCCCAAGCCCUGCCUCCCCCGAGGACUGCCCCCCAGCUCCCUGCAGGUGCCCGCGGCCUACCCGGGCAUCCUGUCCCUGGAGGCACCCAAGGGCUGGGUGGGCAAGUCGCCCGGCAGGGGCCCUGCCCCAGUGCCCCCCGCCGCCAAGUGGCAGGACAGACCUAUGCAACCUCUGGCGAGCCAAGGGCAGCUAAGACAUACCAGCCAAGGUAUGGGCAUACCCGUGUUGCCUUACCCCGAGCCGGCCGAGCCGGGGGGGCAGGGUGGCCCCAGCACAUUUGGCCUGGACACCCGGUGGUAUGAGCCCCGGCCCCGGCCCAGCCCUCGGCAGGCCAGGCGCGCCGAGCCUAGUUUACAUCAAGUGGUGCUACAGCCCUCCCGGCUCUCACCUCUGACCCAAAGCCCCCUCAGCUCCCGCACCGGCUCCCCCGAGCUCGCUGCCCGUGCCCGGCCUCGCCCGGGCCUCCUGCAGCAGGCGGAGAUGUCGGAGAUCACCCUGCAGCCGCCAGCUGCGGUCAGCUUCUCCCGCAAGUCCACGCCGUCCACGGGCUCCCCUUCCCAGAGCAGCCGCAGCGGGAGCCCCAGCUACCGGCCCGCCAUGGGCUUCACCACUCUGGCCACAGGUUACCCCUCCCCUCCGCCGGGCCCCGCGCCUGCCGUGCCUGGGGACAACUUGGAUGUGUUUGGACAGACGCCUUCCCCUCGAAGGAUGGGGGAAGAACUGCUCCGACCGGAGCCCCCGCCACCCACAUUACCUACUUCAGGAACACUUCCACCUGCACCCGGGAACGCUGCUGCACCUGAGAGGCUGGAGGCUCUGAAAUACCAACGGAUAAAGAAGCCCAAAAAGUCAUCCAAGGGCUCUUCGAAGUCAAAGAAACGAUCCGACGCUUCUGCCUCCCAGGCUCAGCAGCUUCCCAGCUCUCAGGUUCUGUGGCCCGAUGAAGCUGUCUGCCUCCGAAAGAAGAAGAGACACUCUCGUCCCGACCCCUUUGCCCGGCUCUCAGACUUGUGUCACCGCCAGCUUCCGGAAGACCAGACAGCAAUUCUCAACAGUGUGGACCACGACGACCCUGGCCAUGCCACUCUGCUGUGACUCGGCCCCACUUUAAGUGUCCCCAGGGCGAGGUGAUGGGCUUAGGGGGCAGGGAGGGACGUUGCGAGGGGACAUGUCCUCUUCUGCCCACUAGGGGGUGGCCCAGACCUCUGUUCCGCGGGCCCUUACUCCUGCUGGAGUGGGGGUCUCCCUCCAGAUCCAGGCCAGCUGGCCCCGCCGCCGGGACGGAGGGCUGGAGCAGACCUUCCACCUGUGGGGCGAGGUCACGAAGGGAACUGGGGACAGGGAGACAUUUGUCUCCUCCCUUCCUCCCCCUGCUUCACUAGAUUGAUUUUUUUUCUCACUUCUUCCAAUGUCUUUGGAAGUGAAGAAGAGGAAAGCAAUGGUUUUUCCUGCUCUCUGCUUCUGUCUCAGUUUUCCAAGUCCUGGAAGAGGGCUGGACUUCCCUCCCAUCUUCCAGACGCCGCGUAUAUAUAGAUAUAGAUACAAAUGCAUAUGUAUGUAGUAUGUGGGCUUCUCUAUGUGUAUAUAUAUGUACAUUGAAGCAAAGUGCUGUUGCUCUCUGUGGUCAGUGCAGGAGGAGGAAGGCAGUGGCCAGCUGAGGUUUGUGAGCAAGGCUGUCCGGAGCCGGCCAGGUGCCUGGCGUCUGUCUCCGGGGAUUCUUCCUCCUGGAGCAGGACUCAUACCUCUCCACUGAAUGCACCAUUUGUCUCCUACCUUCUCCCAGCCAGAGCAGAAGUGGGGCCUUGCCGUGAUUACUGGCUGCCAGCUUUGGGGCUUCAGCAAUGAGUUACUGCAGAACUAACACAAGCCUUCAUUUCUUGGCUCCUGGGUGAAGGAAGGGCGGCCAGGCACCCUGACUGGCGUCUUUCUUCCCUCCAGCUGGGCUCAUGCUACAGAAGUAGCAGCUGCCUAGCCACGGGGCCAGAGGCGACCCCUGGUGCACAGACUCGAGCUCAUCUUUCAGCCCCUUUGGUCCAGCCAGGCCAGGGGCUCUGUGGCCAAAGCUUCUCUCACUCUGGAGCUGCCCGUGCUGAGCGCCAGGCUGCUGGGCUCUAUUUAUACCAUCUCUGGCAUGGCGCUGUCUGGAGCACGGCUCCACGGCGGCUGAUCGGAUCCUCCUUUCCUUUUGUGGGAGCUAAUUCCCCACAUUGAUUAAUUGCCACUUGAGAGCCGCCUGCGGCUGCUUCCUGUGCUCGCCACGUGCUGCUUGCCACUCUUCUCUGCCUGCGCUUCUCCACCCCGCAGACCCCAGCCCCAGCAGGACAGGAUCAGAUGGAGCCAGGGAGCCUCAGGUUCUGCGUUCUGGGGCACUCUGGGUCCCCGCUCUCUUCCCCAGCUCUGUUUCGUGGAGCUGGCUGAGGCAUAGGAAUGCAGGAGGAAGGGUGGUGAGUGGGGUCUGGGCACCGACGUUUCCUCUGCCAAAGUCCUGUCCUAGUUCAAACUAUUAGCAUCCAGAAGCUUCUGUGAGGCCAUCUUCCUCCUGAGAUGCAUUUCUCUCUUCCAGUAAGAUAAUGGUGCUGCCCAGGAACUGGGCAGAAAGCCCUGAGGGUGGAGUGGAGGGUGGGUCUGCCAUCUCCCCUCUCUUCUUGUGUAGGGGACCCCACUUUGGGCUUGGACCAGAGUAAAGGUAGCUGCCAGGCCCCUUGAAGUGUUUCCUUCCUGGUGCUGCUGUCUUGGUGGGUGUGGGGGCAUUGCCCUCCUCCCCCGGUUACCUGCCUGGACCUUAGCCGUGUCAGAGCACUGGAAGGCCUCCACGGGUCUCACUGCCACUGCCAGAGGCUCAGCCCAAUGACCGGGGCAAGGUGAGUCCUCGGAGGGCUGUGAAGCCGGUCUUUCCUCCGCGCCUCCGUCGGGGGUGGAUUUCUCUGCCAGACAGGCCCGGGUGCUUCCUUCCUCUCGCCUGGCGAGCUGGGGACCAGCUCUGCUCCGAGGUUCACCAUGUGAGUCACACCCCCACAGUUCACUUCCGAACGUGUCUGAAGGUGUCGCGGUGACAGAGGUGCACCCUGGGGCGGGGACCUGGGCCCUCCAGCUGAUGUACUUCUAUGGGGUGUGAGGAUCCACUUGCGGGCUGGGCAGCAGCUCUGGCAGAGUGGGAGAGGCAAUGCUGGUGACUGUCCUUUCCAGAGGCAGCGCCCCCUCUGCCCUGUGCCUCCACGUGCUGCCCGCUCCAGCACUGCCCUAGGGGCUGUUGGGAGCAGGCUUACCUGGAACACCAGGGUGGGAUGGGGACACAUCACCAGUCUGUGCCCUGGUGGCAUUGAGUCCUCCACCAGGGCAGAGCUCAGGGUGGUUGGCCCAGGUCCUGCGAUGGACUGGCAACGUGGGGCGUCAGGCUGUCGGACUUUGGGAUGAAUUCGGCCAACUUUUUUGAGCACCGUCCUGGAAUUCCAGGCCUGAGGUUAGAAAAGAGGAGGAGGGCUGGGAGGCUUUGCUCCUUUAGGGCGUCGCAGGGCCCAGAGCCACACUUGGUGAGCUGAGAUGCUGGGACGCUUCUGUGGUUCUGGGGGCCCCAGUGCUGACAGAGGUGCUGACUCCCUCCUGUGCCUCCCCGGCAGUGCCCCUUACCUCGGCAGGUCAGACCAGACGGGGGAGCUGUGCUUUUUGUUGACACUGGGUGGCAGCUGCACUGUGGUGUCCCCCAGGCCAGGGGAAGGACACCAGGUCUAGCUAUCUCUCAGUGGCCUAGGACUCAUUCUUCUCCCAAGAAGACUGCCUUCUUGUGACAGUAUCCUCGGGGGCCAGCAACCUUCCUGCGUCCCUUGGAGCCAUUUCCCUCCUUCCAGUGGAAAUUGGCAGAACACAGCCCCUCCCUCCAGGAAUGGCGGUAGCAAUGUCACAGGCACAGGCGUAGGUGCCGGCUAUGAGCACGUGUGUGAUGGUGUGGUCAUGAACGUGUGCAUGAGGGGCGUGUAGCCAUUUCUAGGGACCAAUGUCCUUCGUAUUCUGCCUCUGAACAAUAGCGGUGACCACUAUCCAGCUUCUUAGGACUUUCGUGCUCUGCUCUGUGGGAGAUCCCACGUCUUCCAGACGUCCCUCUCUGUGGUCUUGCGGUAGAAGUGACUCAGAUGAAAACCUAUUCCUGUGUCUCCGACCCGCGCUGCCUCCUCCUUCGGCGCCGUGGCUGGAAACCGGCUGUUGCAGUGCUAGGUGACCCACAGGCCAGGGAGCAGGGAAAACGGGCUCCAGGGCCUGAACCACUGCGCAAGUGCAGGGAGAGAAGAUGAGCCACAGCGGGGGAAGGCGAAUCCCGUUUCCUGACUUGCUGGUUGGAGCCAGGUCUCCUCGGCUGAGCGGUCCCGUGCGGGGCUGCCGUGGGUGGCCUGGGCCCCGGCGGGCUGUGCCUGCUGGCAGCUUUCCUCAAGGGCCUGGGGCUAGGAGAGGCCUUCUGAGGUUCUACUUUCUCAACAGGAAGGAUGCCUUCUUCCCGCUGGGCUGGCGGGGCCUGCGUCUCCCUUGGAGGGGGCCUGUCUCUGACCGUGCUCUCAGGGAAGGCUCGAGAGGGUGGACUGGGCCGAGUACUUACUGACAUUUUUCCGUGCCCUCUGUCUUUAUUUUUGAUUCGUGAUCUAAAAUACCUGGGGUUGAACUGAUUUCAGUUGUUUAUUUCCCUGCCCUCUUCAUGCAGAGGAAACUGGGUAAGGUUCAGAUAUUGAAUUUCCUGACUUUUUUUUUUUUUUUUUGCCGGAGGGGAGGGCAAGGUUGGUGAAACAGUAGCUUCAGAGGAGAACCGAUUUCCUGGAGUGUUGGGAUGUCUUUGCCCUGCCCCGAUCUGCAUCCAGGGCUGGAAUCUGUUCCUUCCAAUUUUGUUAGCAAAAUCCUUUUGGGAGUUUGGGGGUGGGCAGGGGGAAGAAUUGUACAUAAAGUACAUUUUAUUAAUAUGUAGAGAAACCUAGGAAAAGAAAAGCUAAUGGUUAAUCUUGGGCUUGCUUUGCUUGCAUGUAAAGGAGCUUCUUGGGGGGGCCCAGCAGGGAUUAUUGGGGAGCAUAGGAAGGGUGAGAAGACCGAGAUGGGCGGGAACACAGGGGGCCGCCGUGAGCACAGCCCCCGCAGCUGUCUGUGGGAACUGUGCACGUUCCCACCGGACUCCUCUGCCCAGCCCUGCCUUUGGCUCCUCUCCCAGCACAGCGAGAGCGGGCUCCGGCAAGACGGGCGUGUGGAGCCCUGUGUGCUGCGUUUAUUGCUUUGGGGAGGGGGCUCAGGAGGUGUCUUAAUGGCCAGAUUUAGAUUGAAUGGGGAUAAUAGGUGGGGCAGGGGGUUUUGGGAAGGGGAGUUAGAGAGUGGGAGCGUGGAGGGGAGGCCUGUGUGCUUUGCCAGGUGUCUGUGAGACCGGAAGGGGUGUACGGUGUUAGGUCAGGUGUGGAUUAGGAGCGGGGACCCAGGGGUAGGAUGGUGAGACCAUGCCAGGGCACAGCAAGCCUCACCACUCUCUUUGGGGCAUGUGAUAGCUUAGUGACCCCGAAGGGUGAUUGCCUGGUGGAGGCCAGCUGGGGCGUGGUGGCCGUUCAGGGCACGUGGGGGACGUGUGUGGGAGGGGGCCUUUAGUGGAGAACAGACUGUGGGGUGGGGUCCUGGCGUGUGGGCCAGACUGGAUCUUGGAAGAGGUCUUGCUUCUUAGCCAGCCUUCCUUGCUUCUUCCCAAAUUAGCCUCAAACACUAAGUGCCCAAACUGAACAUGGACAUCCUUGUAACGUAUUUCCAUUUUGUCUGUUUUUGGGGGCUCCCCAGGCCCAAGGCUGGGAGACUUAUUUGAGCUGCCCAUCCUGUCACCAGCUCCUCAUCGGUGAAGGAGGGCUCCUUCCCGAGAGCUGCAUGUGUUUCCUUCAGCAGAAGUGGCAGGUGGCCUCUCUUCUCUUCCGUGAUCUGAAAAUGUUCGCAGGAUGUUGGUGACCGGGAUGGAGAGGAGGGGCGGGGGCCCGAUUUCCCUCUCUCUCCCUUUCUGCUUGCAGUAUACAGGCUCCCUUUGGGCCCUGAAGCUACGCAGUGGCUUCAUACCUAGAGAAUUUGCCUUCACUUUCUCUGCUUUUGAUAGGUCGAAUUCACCAGUCUGUGGCUGAGUUAGGAAGGUGAAAGUUUUGCCCUGAGAUCAGAGACCACCCAUCCUUCUACACUCCUUAAUGACUCCAACUCUGCUGCUUUUUGGAUCAAGAGGAAGAAUUAAAAAUCUCUUCUUUAGAAGAAGUCAAUAAACCAAGGAUCAAAGCCCAGAUUGGACUUUAGCACUCUUACCAACUUGACACGUGGGUCGGGGUAUCCUCGCCACCCUUCCCUUUGACUGCCAGUGACUCUACACUGGUCCGGAGCCUUACUUCUGGGCCCCUGUCUAUACUUUCAAAACAGUCUUUCAGGAGCAAGUGUAAUAUCCUCACCAAAUAUUUUGUGUGUUGGGUUGCUAAGAGGGUAGAAGUUUUUUCAUGACCUCAUUUUAAGCUGAUGGAAAAAUUCUCAAUAGAUUGAAUCAGGUCCAAAGACACCCUCACACCCCAAAGGUUUCUGUGUAGCAGAAGGAAAAAUUAAGCAUGAGUGCGAAGGUUAUUAAUGGCUGGCUGCACCUUAGAGAAGGAAGAGUCAGGGAAUCGCUGUUGCUAAGUACUUCGGUGGAACUGCUAGCAGUCGCUGAGAUCGCAGGUGUUCUCUUCUGUGCUGGGUCAGUAGUAGGACUUAGGGUUUCUGAAGGGAGCUGGUGACAUCGCUGUCAGCUUUGAUGGUUGCCUGGGAGAUCUAGAUUGGAGAGUUCGUGUAAAGGGGGACAAGUCUGCAGCUCCCAUCCCUGGUGUCUUGGCUGGCUACCUUUCCUGUCACACUGGAUGGGGACACAAAUGGCUGUCUGGGCCCAUUUUUCUUUUGUGUCUUGAAGAAACGUUCUCCAUCAAUCCCAUCUCUCCCAGGCACUGGAUUUCCCAGAUUUCUAUUGGGAACUGGGGCAAACGCUCGCCUACACUCCCUAUACACGCCAGUUAGGUUCCCUUUCCUUCAGCCUCCACUUCUUUAUGGCUCUGGGGAUCUUGAACAUGUGCAUGGUCCACGACAGGGAGGUGGUUGGGUGGGGAAGGAAUCAGGGAGGGCACGAGGGUUGGGCUGCGGGUGGGCAUUUGCAUUUUCAGCCUUAGAAUGCUGCGAGCAUGCUUUUGGGCGACGAGUGGGGUGUUCACAUACGUAGGUGGAAGGGCAGAUGCCCAGCCCCCUCACACCGGGGAUGAGGGCUCAGGGGACUUUGCCGCCUUGUGGCUUUGGGAUCUAUGAGACCUCAUCUCUGGGGAAGGGAUGCAAACCUCCUCACAGUCGUCUUGUAAUUCUCCAAAGGGAGAUCAUUAAUUACUCUAUCAGUGAGUGUCUGUGUUGCCUCCUGCGAACAAUGAGAGGUCUGUCAUAGGUUCACGGCAUCCUGACCAGGUCAGAGAAAUGGAAUUGUCCUGCCCGUCCUGCAGGGAGCUGUCUCCCCGAUCUCUGCCCACAGCCAGCGUCUAGUCCGGCAUUCCUUUUCCAGGUCCAAGAAGUGAUGUGUGUGUGUGUGUGUGUGUGUGUGU
This is a messenger RNA of Lemur catta (Ring-tailed lemur), 10841 nucleotides long. RefSeq names its product immunoglobulin superfamily member 9B (gene IGSF9B). The record is from RefSeq and is a predicted model, not a curated record. Gene Ontology annotation, molecular function: protein binding. Gene Ontology annotation, biological process: cell-cell adhesion. NCBI's taxonomy places the organism in Eukaryota, Metazoa, Chordata, Mammalia, Primates, Lemuridae.